AUGACAGGCCAGGCUCUUAAUCAGACAUUCAGUUACCACUUGCAGAUUGCCAGUUUGGACAUCCCUACCCCAGUGACCUACAUUGUGUUCAUCAUUGGUCUCCUACUCUACUUGUUCUCUGUCUUCUGUAACCUGACCAUCAUGCUGUUGAUCAUCACGCAGCAGCUUCUCCACAAGCCCAUGUUUUACAUCCUCUUCAGUCUCCCCCUGAAUGACCUGAUAGGAAUCAGCAGUAUACUACCCAGGGUGUUGGCAGAUAUCGUGACACAGACCCACACUGUGUACUACCCAACAUGUGUUUUUCAGGCCUUUCUAUGUCACAUGUAUGGGGGUGGUGUACUUUUCAUACUUGCAGCAAUGUCAAUUGAUAGAUAUCUUGCCAUUUGCAAACCACUUCAAUAUCCCUCAAUCAUGACACCUUUUACAUUGUGUGUCAUUAUAUCAGUUGCAUGGGGUUUGGACCUGGCUUUGAUACUGAUCCUGUUUGCUCUUCAGGCGAGAUCUACGAGGUGUAAGACUUACAUAGAAAAUGUAUUUUGUAACAACCCCUCUUUGCUUCGCCUGUCAUGUGGAGAAGAUCUCACAGUUAACAACAUUUAUGGCUUGGCAUUGACAGCUAAUAUGCAGAUCAUCAGUGUGGGUAUUCAGCUAUUUUCCUAUAUAAAAAUUAUUAUAAUAUGCGUCAGUAAUCGGCAGUCUGACACCAGCAGCAAGGCUGCCAAGACCUGUGUAGCUCAAAUAGUAACAUUUAUCUUGUUUGAAUUUAUUGGCACAUUUGAGAUACUGUCAUAUCGCUUUGAGAACAUACCCCCUAAUGCAAAGAAACUGUGUGGCAUAAUGAUUUUCAUAGUCCUGCCCGUAGUUAAUCCAAUUAUACAUGGGAUGAAAACAAAGGACAUUCAAACCGCAUGGUUUAUGGUGAUGAGGAAAAAAAAGGUAGCAUUCAAAUAG
This is a messenger RNA of Esox lucius (northern pike), 951 nucleotides long. RefSeq names its product putative gustatory receptor clone PTE03. Lineage: Eukaryota; Metazoa; Chordata; Actinopteri; Esociformes; Esocidae. The record is from RefSeq and is a predicted model, not a curated record. Bases 1 to 951 code for a protein of 316 amino acids. Gene Ontology annotation, biological process: G protein-coupled receptor signaling pathway. Gene Ontology annotation, cellular component: membrane. Gene Ontology annotation, molecular function: G protein-coupled receptor activity; olfactory receptor activity. The transcript has a single exon.